This is a messenger RNA of Sceloporus undulatus (fence lizard), 802 nucleotides long. RefSeq names its product chromosome 4 C5orf49 homolog (gene CFAP90). The record is from RefSeq and is a predicted model, not a curated record. Bases 5 to 607 code for a protein of 200 amino acids. NCBI's taxonomy places the organism in Eukaryota, Metazoa, Chordata, Lepidosauria, Squamata, Phrynosomatidae. The transcript is spliced from 3 exons.
CAUAAUGGACACAAGACUGUCUCUUAGUAACCAAAGAACUCAGCAGACACUCAGGCUGGAAAAAAGCUGUGGUGGGAGUCCUGAAGCCGGCCAGCCAGCCAGCCAGUUCAAGCUUGGCUGGGGAAUGCAAGAAGUCCAAAAUGGAAAGGAAUUGGGAGCCGAAGAGGAGGAGGAGGAGGAGCUGGGAGGAAUCAACGAAAAACUAAUAAGGCAGCAUAAGCUUCCACUCUCUGCACAGUCCGCCUUCAGCUAUGUCCCACCCCAGCGUAAGGAUCCCCCAGAACUCAGCUAUUUUCACCAAGAGAGUAAGCCAGGAAUUGUUUCACUGUAUGACUGCAUCUUUAAAAGGCCUGCUGGCUAUGAUCCAAAACUUCAUCGGUGUGACAGAGAGCAUGCAAAAAGCAGAGGACUUCAUAUUAACGAUGAGGAAAAAGCAAGGCCUACAGCUGUCUUGUCUUCUUCUGAGUAUGGGCGGCGCAUAGACAAGCCUGUGGAAGACAUCAAUCGAGACCACGUUCGCAUUAACCAUAUAAAGGCAGAAUUCUACAGAAAAAAUGAAAUCUCUUGCUUGAUACAGAAAUCCAGCAGAAACACUGAGCCAACCUAAGGUUUUUCUGCUGUGAGCAAAAAGAACUCCAUUUACUACUGUCAGUCGUAUGCCUUUAUGGCAAGGUUUUUAGCCUUUCCUACUUACUUUAACAAUUAUACUUGGACAUUUGUGCUAUUACUAGCUUGCACCAGUGUGAUACUCACAGGAAUGCUGUAAAAUAAGAAAAUAAUGCUCGUAAAACUGAUAAAAAGA